Molecule: messenger RNA, 1128 nt
Organism: Puccinia graminis f. sp. tritici CRL 75-36-700-3
Lineage: Eukaryota; Fungi; Basidiomycota; Pucciniomycetes; Pucciniales; Pucciniaceae
Product: tRNA(His) guanylyltransferase
Exons: 5
Coding region: 102-917 (271 amino acids)
Biological process (GO): tRNA modification
Molecular function (GO): tRNA guanylyltransferase activity; magnesium ion binding
Source: RefSeq, a predicted model, not a curated record
UCACUUAUGGGACUGUUGCUCACAAAUGUUUUGAAAUCAAAACAAGAUUCUCGCAGGCGCAUGGAUUCACCAAACCAAACGAUCUCAAAGCACUAAAUUUAAUGAAUGCAGCGGCAAUCCAAGUGCUCGAGUCAGACCUUGGAAGAGGUUAUCUUGGUUCCAAAUCGGAAAAGAAAUCGAAGAAAGGCAAACAGAAAUCAUCUACCGGUAUCGUCCUUGCUUACGGACAAAGCGAUGAAUUCAGCUUUGCAUUUGGUAGAAAUUGUCAAGCUUAUAAUCGAAGAUCUAGCAAGCUUUUGACAACCGUUUUAUCCACUUUUACGGCCGCAUACAUCCAUCUGUGGUCAGAAUACUUUCCUGAGAGCCCACUUUCAAUUGAAAAUUUACCCACUUUUGAUGGAAGAAUAAUUCAGUAUGCCACCUUCCAAGAGUUCCAAGACUACUUCAAAUGGAGACAGGUAGAUGCUCACAUCAACAAUUUAUAUAAUACGACCUUUUGGGCGUUAGUGCAACAAGGAAAACGGACAACUCAAGAAGCUCAUAGCGAUCUCAAAGGAACGUUUUCAAAAGAUAAACACUCGAUCUUAUUCGAUCGAUUCCAAAUCAAUUACAACAAUGAGCUCGAAAUUUUCAAGAAAGGGUCGAUCCUGAUUUGGUCUUCAUUAUUGGAGAAACUUUGCACAACCCAGAAAUCUGAGGCCGCGGACCCAACUUCUGACAACAAUCUCAAGGCGUCAACCCCGCCAUCGGAAUCUUCAACACCGCUGCCACGAUCGACUACGGAUCCGCCAACAACAGGAGAAAAAACCAGUCAGCCUAAUUCCGAUGAUGUUGUGAAUUCAGUGUGUGUGGUUCAUCAGGAUCUAGUCAAGGAUCAGUGGUGGACUACGGGUCCUGGAGCUCAAUUAUCUGAAUAGACGUGUCCAUCAUUUUUUGUGAUGUCGAUCAUUUCAAGUAAAUUGUUGACUCACCAGGCAUGAUGGGUGCUGGACGUUCUGCUGUGAUAUUUUGACUUCGUUUGAAAUCGAUAAUACCCAUGACUGUAGUGCCUUGGACAGUGAUUUUUGGAGCAACACUCCCAUGGUCGAAAUAUACAUCCAACUCUAUUGCACCCCAUUCAUAUUGGCA